Saccostrea cuccullata (small rock oyster) is the source of this 2304-nucleotide messenger RNA. RefSeq lists its product as uncharacterized. The coding region runs from base 32 to 1258 and encodes 408 amino acids. Gene Ontology annotation, molecular function: adenosine kinase activity. The record is from RefSeq and is a predicted model, not a curated record. Lineage: Eukaryota; Metazoa; Mollusca; Bivalvia; Ostreida; Ostreidae. Gene Ontology annotation, cellular component: nucleus; cytosol. The transcript has 2 exons. Gene Ontology annotation, biological process: purine nucleobase metabolic process; purine ribonucleoside salvage.
ACAUCGCUCGUUAUAAGUACUUGUAGAUUAGAUGGCUAUCAUAUGUUAUAUAUACAUGGAACUGAGGCGCAGGAUCUUCAUUUUGCGAAAGUUUGUGCGAGCACCACAUGGCUUAACGCAGUCCUUGACGUGUAGCUGGUGUAAUAUCUAUUAUCUACGGUCAAGGCCUGUGCUACACCCUCUAAGUCAGAUUAUCAGAUCAUACAGUAGCAUGGGGAGUUUAAUUGCUGAGGAUACCCUCCUGGGUGUGGGGAACCCCUUGUUGGAUAUGACCGUCACUGGACCUGAUGCAGAGUGGUUGCUCAAAGAGUACGAUCUUUUACCAAACAAUGCGAUAAUUGCCACAAAGAAGCAUGAAAGUUUAUUCAAAAAAUGUGUGGAGGAGUGCAAACCCAUCUAUCUUGCUGGUGGUGCCACACAAAAUACCAUCAGAGUUGCACAAUGGCUCCUCCAGCAACCGAAGGCCACGACAUUUUUUGGUGCCGUUGGCAAUGAUAUGUAUGAGGAAAUUUUAUUCAAGAAAGCAACGGAGAUUGGCGUGAACGUAAAAUAUGACAUCCAUUCUGAUAAAUCCACUGGGAAAUGCUGUGCUAUCAUCACUGGUGAGGACAGGUCCUUGGUGACAGAUUUAGGGGCUGCCCAAAUGUUCAAUGUAGAUUUCUUGCAUAAGCCUGAGAACUGGGAUCUAGUAGAGAAGGCCAAGUAUUUCUACAUAGGCGGGUUUACCUUACCUGAAAGUAAGGCUGCGGCGUUAAAAAUUCUAAAACAUGCUGCUGAAAAUGACAAAGUUGUUAUCAUGAAUCUCCAUGCGACUUUUCUUUGCUCCCAUUUUGCAGACUUUGAACUAAACAUAUUACAGUAUGUUGAUGUUCUCUUUGGAAAUGGAGACGAAGCAAGAGAGCUGUCUAAGGAAAUUGGAUUUGGAACUUCAGACAUUAAACAGAUUGCACAAAAAACUGUCAACUACAUGAAACUCAAUAAACGUCAUGGCAGGACAGUAAUUUUUACUCAGGGACGAUCUCCAACAAUUGUGGGAAGACGAAAUGAAAUCAAAGAAAUUCCAGUUGUUCCUGUAGAAAAACAUUUGAUUAAGGACACUAAUGGUUGUGGGGACUCUUUCGUAGGGGGAUUUCUGUCACAAUUUGUUCAGGGAAAAACAACUGAAAUCUGCUUAAAAUGUGGUACAUAUGCUGCCAGAGAAGUCAUUCAAAACUAUGGAUGCAACUUUCCAGAAAAGCCAAAUUUUGUUGUAGAAUGAUUAGUAUUAAUAAUUUAGAUUUUUAACUACCAAACAUAUCCUGAAAACGUACUAUCUAUUCCGACACUUGUGCAAUCAGUUUCAUUUUGAAUUCCAAUUCUUGUUUAAUUUAUUAUUUAAUUUUAAUUACUUUUUACAUUCUGAAUCUGCUGAUUUAAUGGGUGCUUUAGGUAUUCCGCAUACGGGUUCUGUAUGAAGUUUGAUAUUCCCCUUUCAUUCCAUAGUUUAAAUUCCUCUGACCUCUUAUUACAGGCAAAUGUUUAUGUUUGCUAUCAGAUGUUGACUUCUUUAUUUCUCAUGGAAUUUGUUCAUAAAUAUGUUAUUAUUUAUGUAUUUAAUCCGAGAUUCCUCUGACUCUAACCCCUUUGUGACGUGCAGGGGAGAUGCACAUGCCCCUGCAUCAUAAUAUAAAAGCAGGGGUUAGAGUCGGAGGGAUCUCGGAUUAAUAUAUAUCUUACAUACAGAAAUAUGUCCCCGAAUUACAGUUUGUGAUGUAGCCAUAUUCUUGAUAAUCAUCAUAUCAAGUUUAAAUGAAGAGGACAAGUUGAUACACUUACUUGUUCUGGUUGUAAUAUUAAGUUGAUGCAAAUCAUAACAACAGUAUUAUUUUUUGAAAAAAAUGUUUACUUUUUGACAAUUUUACAUAUUGAUCUAGUUGCAUAGUUUCCCUUGGUGCUAUAUAUGUGAACGGCAUUAUUUUCCCUUUAUAUUUUUAACUUACCAGUACUUUUUUAUAACGUUGGUUGAAAAUAUUGUGAUAACUGUGAUUAAACCAACAGCUUUCAUUCAUUCGUUCUGUGUUGAUUUUGCCUGGGAAAAGCAUCCAAAAAUCAUUUGUUGAUAUGUCCGAGCCAUUUUGAUUGACAUCGGUAAUGGAAUGUUUCUAUGCAGCAGAACCAUAGACACUGGAAGGAAUUUUUACAUGUUCCUACAGACACACCACUUCUUUGUAAUGCUCACUUUACAAACUGUAACAAUUAUGUCGUGCAGUUUGCCGUGUUGUUUUCGUUAACUGCUGAUUUUAUAAAGAUUUUGAUAAUGGCAAA